AGGAAAACGAAUCCUUGCGAUAUUUUGACAUAUUACCGAUGGUCAUCCAGGGUCAUCCACAAGACAGGGCACCGUUGAUAACUAGACUGAGCCGGACGGACGCAAGAUCGCUAGUCACUGUUUACUGACCUGCGCUGAGCGUUCCAGUUGUGACAGCUGCUGAACUUUGGGCUGAAACUCUGCCGGAGUCUUUGCACUGGACAAGUAUUGGGGGCGUGUUUUUAAUUCAGGGCGUGAUUUUAAUUCAGCGAGCCAGCUCUCUCUCUCUCUCUCUCUCAACCAGGAAACGUUUCUCAAGAGCGCUGUCAGUCCGGGCAUUUCUUUGUCGCUACGCGAACAUGGCUCACCGUCUGUUUGAGGGCAAGGAACAUGCUGCCGCCUACCAGAAGUACAGAAUCUCCCCUUCAGAAACGCUGAUGGGAAAAGUCGUGGAUUUCCUGGAGAGAAAGAAAGGGAAGCCGUUUGAUCUGGCGGUGGACGUGGGCUGCGGUUCGGGACAGGGGACGGUCCUUCUCGCCCCGCACUUCAAGCAAGUAAUCGGGACGGACAUCAGCCCCGCGCAGCUGGAGAUGGCCAGGGCCUGUAGCUCCGCCCCCAAUGUCUCCUAUAGGGAGAGCGCGGCCGAGGACCUGCCCUUCGCCGACGGCUCGGUGGACCUGGUGACGGCGGUGACGGCCGCCCACUGGUUCGACGUGCCGCGCUUCCUGCGGGAGGCCGACCGGCUGCUGGGGCCGCGGGGCUGCCUGGCGCUGCUGAGCUACACCAUGGACAUGGAGCUGCAGUACGGGGAGGAGGACUGCUCCCGCAGGCUCAACCAAGUGUGCAGAGAGUUAUACGCGGCCUUGUGGACGUAUCGCAACCCUCACCUAGGAGCUGACUCCGUCGUCCAGUACAAGAAAAUCUUUGACUCCAUCCCGUACCCAGAGAAGGAAUGGAACGACUGCGUGUGGGAAAGGAAGAAAAUUACUCUGGGCCAUUACAUUGGUAUGGUGCAGUCCUUCUCCAACUACCAGACUAUGCUGAAAAAGGACCCAGAAAAGGCCAGGAGGCUGUCCCAGGACUUCACAGACAAGUUUCUGGCGGUCAUGGGGGCCUCCUCGGUGGAGACGGAGGUCGUCUUGGGGGUGAGGUAUUUCUACGUGCUGGCCCGCAAGCCUUAGGCGCGGCCACGGUCCGGCUGCGUCCCUGGCCUGAGGCUAACGCACCGAUCCGCUGUCUUACUCGUCCGGCGAAUGGCCGACAGCCGUGGUUCACCCGAGCGCACACGUUGAAAGCUAUCACACGCACGCCAGCAUAAAUAACAAAACAAAGAGAUUAAAAGAGAUAAUCAUAAUCAUAUACUGUGUACGUUAGCACGUAUGCCAUCCACCUAGUUACGGUUUAUACAGCACCGAGAGUUUGGCACUCUUAAGGGUUUCCUACUGAAAGAAUCGCAACGACCACAGACUCUCAGCCCGUAAGUUUGCUUCUGUACCUUCUGACCUUGUGUAAAUGUGCAGCAUUCAGAUACAACCCGCAAAAUAAAGCCUCAAACCUGGGUUA
This is a messenger RNA of Anguilla rostrata (American eel), 1542 nucleotides long. Its product is annotated as putative methyltransferase DDB_G0268948. The coding region runs from base 339 to 1160 and encodes 273 amino acids. The transcript has 7 exons. Gene Ontology annotation, molecular function: S-adenosylmethionine-dependent methyltransferase activity. The record is from RefSeq and is a predicted model, not a curated record. Lineage: Eukaryota; Metazoa; Chordata; Actinopteri; Anguilliformes; Anguillidae.